AUGUCCCUUGUCUGUUACUGCAGAUUUACAUUCCCUAAGCUGUUGGAGCAGUGCAGCCAAGGUAUUGCGAGUACAGUGGUGUUCACCGGGCUGACAGCAGAGCAGAAGCACCCUCUCAUGAAGCAUGUUCAGCAGCUGGUACGCUCUGCCAACCCCACCGCUGCCUUCAUACUGGCAGAGAGAGGAGCUGUCACCAGGAAUGAAGAUGUGAAUCUGAUACUGUCUGAGAGCAGCUUCAAUGAGCCUCAGAUGCUAAGGGCCCGUUACGUCCUCUACCCUGGAUGGUGCAAAGGGCGCUUCUUCUCCGGGUCUGGUUCUCUGGUUCUCACCCAGCAGCGCGUGGCUUUCAACAGACCCCUCGAGAGGCCUCUAUUUGUCACCCGCUGUAAAGGACUCAAGUCAUCACUGAGGCUGACCCCCUUCCGAGGAAAUGUGUACAAUGUUUGGGGAAAAGUCAGAUUUUCUGACUCAGAGCAGCUGAUGGAGGUGAGCUACAACACAGUGAGCGGGAGCCUGAGCAUUGUCCCUCUGAUCCCGGGCCCCAAAGACACCGACACCCCCUGCUUCCUGGUCUUUGAUGGUGUGGGCCUCACUGCGGAUGGAUUGAAGGACUGGCUCAGACUGUGUGCCAAACAGAGGCAGACAAAUAAACCUAAGAAGACAAAAAGUACUCUCUCACCACAAGAAAUCAAGAGCAUACAUAUGACCAGGCACCUGGACCCCCUGCCGCCAGGCUUCUUCUACAACGGUUAUCAAUAUGUCGACAUCUUUGGAGAAAAAAUGAACUUCCAUCCCUACAUGGAAGAGUUUAUCCAGGAGUACAUCACCGAGGCCAACAAAGAGGUGGAGCAAUUCAACCGUCAGCUGGAGCUGCAGGGUCAGCCUGACCUGUUUGAUCCCUGAUUGAAUCUGUCUGUAUGUCCAUUGCCUCCAUCUGUCAUUUAACUCUGAGGGAAACAC
This is a messenger RNA of Notothenia coriiceps (black rockcod), 960 nucleotides long. RefSeq lists its product as uncharacterized. The record is from RefSeq and is a predicted model, not a curated record. The transcript has 9 exons. Bases 1 to 903 code for a protein of 300 amino acids. NCBI's taxonomy places the organism in Eukaryota, Metazoa, Chordata, Actinopteri, Perciformes, Nototheniidae.